Molecule: messenger RNA, 1037 nt
Organism: Aegilops tauschii subsp. strangulata
Lineage: Eukaryota; Viridiplantae; Streptophyta; Magnoliopsida; Poales; Poaceae
Product: squamosa promoter-binding-like protein 13
Cellular component (GO): nucleus
Molecular function (GO): DNA binding
Source: RefSeq, a predicted model, not a curated record
CCCUCCGCUUCUUCUCCUUCUCCUUCCACUCAUCAGCUAGCUCCACAGUUCCACUUCCGCGACAGCUCCCCGAGAAGAGCCCUAACUAGCUUCAUCUUCAUCGCGCCUCGCCGGAAGGCAUGGACCGCAAGGACAAGUCCCGCAAGUCCUCCUCGGCAGCGUCCAUGGCCGCGCUCGCCGCCGCAGCUGCGGCCGGCGACGUGGCCCGAGCCGACGGGAUGUCCGGCGAGGAGGACCAGAAGCUGAAGCUCGUGAACGUUCCCGUGGUUUCCGUCGGCGGCUCGAGCUCCUCUGCCGCGGCGGUGGCGGUGAGGAGGGGCAGUGGUGCUGCUGGCGCCGUGGCGACGGGCGCGGCUGGGGCAGGCGGGCCGAGCUGCCAGGCUGAGAGGUGCGGCGCCGACCUCAGCGAGGCGAAGCGGUACCACCGCAGGCACAAGGUGUGCGAGGCGCACGCCAAGGCUGCUGUCGUGGUCGUCGCCGGCCUCCGCCAGCGCUUCUGCCAGCAAUGCAGCCGGUUCCACGAGCUUUUGGAGUUCGACGACCAGAAGCGCAGCUGCCGCCGUCGCCUGGCCGGGCACAACGAGCGGCGGAGGAAGAGCUCGGCGGAGGCCAACGGCGGCGACGGGUGCCGCCACGCCGACCAGGACGGCCGUAGCCACCCGGGGAACCCGCCGCUGAGCCAUUUCCAGAUCAGAUAAACCUACCUAAGCAUGCUCCCUCUCUUCUGUCAUGCAGCCAUGCUACUAGCUACAUAUGUAUCCACCGGCCUACGUAUGUACGUGCCUGCCUACCUACGUCUCCACUAUCCAGUGUACUAACUGGCAGUAUAUGUGGUCUCCUGUACUGCUAUAUAUUUGCUGCUGUCUGCCAAAAACCUAAGCUAAGCUAAUUGUAACCUGGGAACUGGUCAGGUGUUAGAGUGAUUGUGUGUGUGAUGUGUAAUUGUAUGGCCUAUGCAGCCGAGACUUCUGCAGGCUGUGUAAUAUUGCUGCUGUGCUGGGAUAAUUUGUGGCAAUAUAUGCUAUCUAUUCGAGUAA